This is a messenger RNA of Anolis carolinensis (green anole), 3243 nucleotides long. Its product is annotated as monocarboxylate transporter 2. Gene Ontology annotation, cellular component: plasma membrane. Gene Ontology annotation, molecular function: monocarboxylic acid transmembrane transporter activity. The record is from RefSeq and is a predicted model, not a curated record. The transcript is spliced from 5 exons. NCBI's taxonomy places the organism in Eukaryota, Metazoa, Chordata, Lepidosauria, Squamata, Anolidae. Gene Ontology annotation, biological process: monocarboxylic acid transport; transmembrane transport. Bases 144 to 1664 code for a protein of 506 amino acids.
UCACAUAGACCUAUUGCUCAGGCAUUAAUCAUCAAGAUAUUAACUUCCUCCCUCACGUCCCUUUUGUUCUAGCCUGAAGAGGCAAAAAGACUUUUAAAAGGUUCUUCUCAGGGUUUGCUCCAGGUGUGAAGUAUAUUUCAGUGAUGUCUCCUCCACUCAAUACGGACUUGGGCUACAUCCCUCCAGACGGGGGCUGGGGAUGGGUUGUGGUCUUUGGAGCGUCCAUCUCCGCCGGAUUUGCUUACUCCUUCCCUAAGGCUUUCACCAUCUACUACAAAGAACUCCAAGCUGUUUACAGCAUCUCAUACAGCCAGAUUGCAUGGAUCUCUUCCAUUAUGUGUGCCUCAACCUACGGAGGAGGCCCCCUUAGCAGUAUCCUGGUGAACCGUUUUGGCAGCCGACCGGUGGUCAUGUUUGGAGGUCUGCUGUGUGGCAUCGGGAUGGUCUCUGCAUCUUUUUGCACAAGCAUUUUCCAACUGUACAUCUGCGCUGGACUCAUCACAGGACUUGGCCUUGCCUUCAACCUCCAGCCUUCGGUGAUCAUCAUUGGGAAGUAUUUCCUGAAAAGACGCCCAGUCGCCAAUGGUCUGGCCAUGGCAGGGAGCCCCGUCAUGCUCUGCACACUGGCCCCCUUGAACCAACUCCUUUUUGACAUGUUUGGAUGGAGGGGCAGCUUUUUCAUUCUCGGGGCGCUCCUCCUUAACUGCUGUGUGGCUGGAGCGCUCUUCCGACCCAUUAGACCUCCAGCUGGUCCCCCCAAAGGACCAGCAAACAAACAAGCUACAGAGACCCUUCAAAAAGAGCAGCCUGAUUUAGGCCUUGUUGAAGUGGCUGGCGAAGAAGAGAAGGAGGACAAAAACUGCUGUGAGAAUUUUAACAGAUUCCUAGAUUUCUCUCUUUUCAAGCACAGAGGCUUUCUGAUCUAUUUGAUAGGGAAUGUGCUCAUGUUUCUAGGCUUUUUCGCCCCUAUCGUCUUUUUGGCUCCUUAUGCGAAGCACCUUGGGAUUGAUGAAUAUUCAGCCGCGUUCCUCCUUUCAAUCCUUGCCAUAGUUGACAUGAUAGCCAGACCAACUACUGGGAUCAUUGCAAACAGCAAAUGGGUCAGGCCAAAGAUUCAGUAUUUUUUCAGCUUCUCCAUUGCUUUUAAUGGAGCCUGUCACCUCCUCUGCCCUUUGGCCACAGGCUAUUCAGGCCUUGUGGUGUAUUCUGUCUUUUUUGGACUGGCUUUUGGUAUGGUUUGCGCCAUGCUUUUUGAAACGCUCAUGGACCUUGUGGGUGCCAGUCGCUUCACAAGUGCGGUAGGACUGGUCACUAUCGUGGAAUGCUGCACUAUAUUACUUGGACCACCCAUCGGGGGAACUCUUAUUGACACGUUUGGAGAUUACAAAUAUAUGUUCAUUAAAUGUGGGUCAGUGAUGGUCUUGGCCGGGAUAUUCCUCUUUAUCAUGAAUUACUACAACUACCGAAUGCUUGCAAAAGAAGAAAAAGCAAGGAGAAAACAUGAGGCAGAGAAGAAAGAUGAUGAAGCUGUAAGGACUCCCACACUUCCUGGGGAAGAAAAUACCACAAAGGUGGAAAAAAUGCAGGAUGGCCAUGAAGCAAUCCCUCUGAGAACUGAGGAGGAAGGACUAAAGAACGGGGCACAGAUAAUAAGUGAAGCCUAAUUCUUUCUAGACAAGAUCUUCUAAGUGGGAAAAUGUCUUUUGCAUAUUUCUUACAAUGGUUAAAAAUAUAUAGUUUGACAUUUAUAUUGAGCCUUUUAAAACUGUAUUGUCCAUGGCUUCCAAAAGCUUAAGAGAAAACAAGUCCACUUCUAUGUAUGUGGCAAAAAAGUGUAGCACUUGUAUCCUCAGAAGAACCAGCAUGGUGUAGUGGUCUGAGCAUUGGAUCAUGACUCUGGAGACCAGGGUUUGAAGCCUUGCUUAGCCAUAGAAACUCAUUGGAUGACUUUGGGCAAGUCAAAAAGUCUCAGAGGAGGGCAAAAGCGACCCCCAUCUGAACCAAAUCUAUGAAGACACCCCCGUGAUAUUCUUGCCUUAGGGUUGCCAUAAGUUGGAAAUGGCUUGAAGUUGCACAAGAACAACUUGUACCCUCAAGCACCAAGAGUUGUAUAAUCACAGUUCAGCUUUGAAGUGACAGGAUUUUGCCUCCACAACAUUUGUUGGAGAGAGGUGAUGUCUCAAGUAAUGGCUGCAUAUAUACAGGAUAAGCCAAAGGUCCAGGUUCAGACUCCAGCAUAUUCAGUACGAAUGAUCUCAGGACAAUGCUUGGGAAAGGCCUUUCUCUGACAGCCACAGAGCCUCACCUUGGACUUCCCACAGAUAGAUAGAUAGAUAGAUAGAUAGAUAGAUAGAUAGAUAGAUAGAUAGAUAGAUAGAUAGAUAGAUAGAUACACACACACACACACACACACACACCUUCCUUGCUGAGUUUCUCCAUACCUCACAACCUCUGAGGAUGCCUGCCAUAGAUGUGGGCAAAACGUCAGUAGAGAAUACUUCUAGAACAUGGCCAUACAGCCCGAAAAACAUACAACAACCCAGCCACAGAACACUUUUUAACAGUUACUUCUAACCCAUGCAGACAGUGCUCUGCUAGAUGGACCAGUGGUAUAACCUGGUAUAAGGGACUAUUCAUUCCUUCAUUUCUCUUCUGAUGUUCACUACAUGCAACCCUUGUGCUGGCAGGACUGCUGAACGAAAUGUUGGUGGUUCGAAUCCGGGGAGUGGGGUGAGCUCCUGUCUGUCAGCUCCAGCUUUCCAUGUGGAGAUAUGAGAGAAGCUUUUCACAGCAUGAGAAAACAUCCAGGCGUCCCCUUGCAGAUGGCUAAUUCUCUCACACCAUAAGCAACUUGCAGUUUCUCAAGUUGCUUUUGACACACACACACACACACACACACACACACAAACUAUAUGCAAUGGCUGCUGAGUGACUACCCUGUACUGGUGCUAAUCUAGUAUGCUGGAUAAGAUGUGACCUUAAUUCAAAAAGACUCUGAAGAGGUAAAAUGUCACAAUUGACAUAUAUUGUUUAUAAAUACACAUUUGGAAAUGUAUUCUUUGUUUUCAGGAAAAAAUAGAUGUAAACCUGUUGGACCUGAAUGCUACAAAACUUGGGCAUAGUUCUUAUACAAGUUUUGUUUGUUUUUACACAAUACCAUUUGCUAUGUUAUACUUACCCCACACAUCUUUUGUUGACUUUCUAUCCAUGUAUUUUCUAACAAUUAAAGACGGGUUAUCUUUU